Molecule: messenger RNA, 5649 nt
Organism: Alternaria burnsii
Lineage: Eukaryota; Fungi; Ascomycota; Dothideomycetes; Pleosporales; Pleosporaceae
Product: plasma membrane atpase
Exons: 9
Biological process (GO): regulation of intracellular pH; proton export across plasma membrane
Cellular component (GO): plasma membrane; nucleus
Molecular function (GO): ATP binding; P-type proton-exporting transporter activity; ATP hydrolysis activity
Source: RefSeq, a predicted model, not a curated record
ACUGACCAAGGACAGUCACCGACCGGUACAUCUCCGGAUCGCGACGGCAUCUAUCCAUCAAAUGGCCGGACGUACGACAAGUAUCAUUUUCAAGAAAAGAAUAUCCACAUGCAAGGCAUCGAGUUGGAUGAUGAAGAAGAAGACGAGGACAUAGAUCAACUUAUCGAAGACCUAGAGUCACAAGAUGGUGAAAAUGCCGACUUCGAAGAGGAGGAGGCGCAACAACCAGGCGGUGCGCGUUUGAUUCCGGAGGAACUCUUACAGACCGACACACGCACUGGCUUGACAUCGGCUGAAGUACUGAUACGGCGUAAGAAGUUCGGCGAGAACAAGAUGAAAGAGGAGUCAACAAAUAACUGGGUAAAGUUUCUGAUGUUCUUCGUUGGUCCAAUUCAAUUCGUCAUGGAAGCUGCUGCAAUCCUUGCUGCAGGGCUCCAAGACUGGGUUGACUUUGGCGUCAUCUGUGGUUUGCUCCUCCUGAACGCAAGUGUUGGCUUCAUUCAAGAGUAUCAAGCUGGCUCCAUCGUCGAGGAGUUGAAGAAAACACUAGCUUUGAAGGCUACCGUAUUGCGCGACGGUACUUUGGUUGAGAUCGAAGCACCAGACGUGGUGCCCGGCGAUAUCCUGCAAGUGGAGGAGGGUGUAAUUGUUCCAGCUGAUGGUCGCAUCGUUACGGAAAAUGCCUUUGUGCAGGUCGACCAGUCCUCCAUCACUGGAGAAUCACUGGCUGUCGACAAACAUCGUGGAGAUACCUGUUACGCGUCUUCUGCGGUGAAACGCGGCGAGGCUUUUGUCGUGAUCACAGCCACAGGCGACUCGACGUUUGUUGGGCGUGCGGCAUCACUUGUUGCCAGCGCCUCCAGCGGACCCGGCCACUUCACACAAGUAUUGCACGGCAUUGGGACAAUCCUUCUGGUUCUGGUCAUCGUAUCAUUGCUGGUCGUUUGGAUUAGCUCUUUCUAUCGAUCCAACGAUAUCGUCACUAUCCUCCGGUUCACACUCGCGAUCACAAUAGUCGGAGUCCCGGUCGGCCUUCCUGCUGUUGUCACUACAACUAUGGCAGUGGGAGCGGCGUAUCUAGCGAAGAAACAAGCCAUUGUGCAGAAGCUCUCCGCCAUCGAAUCGCUUGCGGGUGUCGAGAUCCUGUGCUCUGACAAAACUGGAACAUUGACUAAGAACAAGCUCUCACUGGCUGAGCCAUAUACCGUUCAAGGUGUCGAUCCAGAGGACCUUAUGCUUACUGCCUGCUUAGCAGCGUCAAGAAAGAAGAAGGGCAUCGAUGCUAUCGACAAAGCUUUUCUCAAGUCUCUACGCCACUAUCCGCGUGCCAAGUAUGUGCUGAGCAAGUACAAAUGCAUCCGUUUCCAUCCGUUCGAUCCAGUGUCCAAGAAAGUUCAGGCUGUCGUUGAGUCGCCUCAAGGCGAACGCAUAACAUGCGUCAAAGGCGCUCCUCUUUUUGUGCUUCGGACUGUCGAAGAAGAUGGUUCCGUCCCACACGAGGUCGAAUUGGCCUACAAGAACAAGGUCGCAGAAUUCGCUACGCGCGGCUUUCGAUCACUCGGUGUUGCUCGCAAACGGGAAGAUGAACGUUGGGAAAUCUUGGGCAUCAUGCCAUGCUCAGAUCCUCCACGCCAUGACACGUAUCGUACGAUUAACGAGGCGAAGUCUUUGGGCCUUUCAAUCAAGAUGUUGACCGGGGACGCCGUGGGUAUUGCGCGAGAAACUUCACGCCAGCUUGGUCUAGGUACCAACAUAUUCGAUGCUGAAAAACUCGGAUUGAGUGGAGGUGGCGAGAUGCCUGGCUCGGAGUUCUACGACUUCGUCGAAGGUGCAGAUGGUUUUGCAGAAGUGUUCCCACAGCACAAGUACAACGUUGUAGAAAUUCUACAGCAGAGAGGAUACCUUGUCGCGAUGACCGGUGAUGGUGUGAACGACGCGCCGUCGUUGAAAAAAGCAGAUACUGGUAUCGCUGUACAAGGUGCUUCCGACGCUGCUUGCUCCGCUGCCGACAUCGUUUUUCUUGCCCCUGGCCUCUCUGCUAUCAUUGACGCCCUCAAAACGUCACGCCAGAUUUUCCAUCGCAUGUACGCUUACGUUGUCUACCGCAUCGCUCUGUCACUACACCUCGAGAUAUUCUUAGGUCUUUGGAUCGCUAUCCUCAACGAGAGUCUGAACCUACAGUUGGUGGUGUUCAUUGCUAUCUUCGCUGAUAUCGCGACCUUGGCUAUCGCUUACGAUAAUGCACCGUACAGCAGAACUCCGGUCAAGUGGAACCUGCCUAAACUUUGGGGAAUGUCAAUCCUCCUUGGCGUCAUUCUGGCUGUAGGCACUUGGAUCACAAUGACAACCAUGCUGCCUUACCUUACUGGCGAGCAGCAGCGUGUCGAAGGUGGCAUUGUUCAGAACCAUGGCCAGCGUGACCCAAUCCUGUUCCUCGAGAUUACAUUGACUGAGAACUGGCUGAUUUUCAUCACCCGCGCCAAUGGCCCGUUCUGGUCAUCGAUUCCUUCAUGGCAACUUGCCGGGGCGAUCCUGGUUGUUGACAUCCUUGCUACGUGUUUUACUAUUUUCGGAUGGUUUGUGGGCGGAAGAACAAACAUUGUUGCCGUGGUCCGUGUCUGGGCCUUUUCCUUCGGCAUCUUCUGUAUUAUGGCAGGAGUGUAUUACAUUUUGCAAGGCAGUCAAGGCUUCGACAACCUCAUGCACGGAAAGCUUCUCAAGAGAAAGCAAAAGCAGAGGAACCUUGAAGACUUUGUUGAUCAACAUCGCACUAUAGUCUACUUGAUGCUCAAAUACUCACGAAGCAUCAACUCUUACCUUCGACGUCAGCUCAGCCUCAACCACGCUUCGUUACACUGCCCCAAACUACCCCUCCUACCAUUGACACAGGCAUUCGCAACAAUGGCCAACCUCAACAUCACCAUUCCUAAGUUGAAACUAAACGACGGAACCUCAAUGCCAAUGCUCGGCUAUGGUACCGGCACCGCCUGGUUCAAGACUGGAGAAGAAAGCAAGAUAGAUCAGGCUAUCAUCGAUUCAGUCAAGAUCGCAACCAAGUUGGGUUACACUCAUCUUGACGGCGCAGAGGUCUACAAAACUGAGACCGAACUUGGCACAGCCAUCAAAGAAAGCGGUGUCCCGCGUGAGAAGUUGUACGUCACUACCAAGGUGAACAAUGACAACAUCAACAACAUUGCUGGAGCUAUCAAGACCAGCUUGGAGAAGUUGCAACUCGACUAUGUCGAUCUCUACCUCAUUCAUCAGCCCUGGUUCGCAGGAUCAGACGAAGAUCUUCAGAGAGCAUGGGCAGACAUGGAAGCCGUGCAAGCGGCUGGUCUCGCGAAAUCCAUCGGCGUCUCCAACUACCUUCCCAGCCAUCUUGCUGCCACUCUCAAGACUGCCAAAGUCAAACCUGUGUGCAACCAGAUCGAGCUCCACCCUUAUUUGCAACGUCCGGAGCUUCUGGAAUUCCACAAGCAGAACGGCAUCGCCACGACCGCCUACGCGCCUCUAACUCCUGCUACCAAGGCCAAGCCUGGCCCACUGGACGAUUACGUGGAGAAGCUGACGAAGAAAUAUGCUGUAAGCGAGAAUGAAAUCUACCUCAGGUGGUGCAUGGAUCAGGACAUUGUGCCGAUCACGACAAGUGGGAAGGAGCAGAGACUGAGUGAUUAUCUGAGGGCAACUACGUUCAAGUUGACGCCAAGGGAGGUCAAGGACAUCAACGAGAUCGGACAGAACAAGCACUUCCGUGGAUUCUGGAACCAUGUCUUCAAGGGUGACGAUCGGUCGUACAACUUCAACCUCCACCUCCACUCGUCGCGCAUCCACUCUCGACGCCCACCGACAUCGCGCGAUUGGCAUCUACGCAUAAGACCGCGCAUACCGUCACAUCUAACACAAGUCCAAGCGUCGCGCUGCGCAACCACCGCCGCCAUGUCAGGCGCAACCGCAAAGGGCAAGAAGCAGGUGAACAAGAACGCCUAUCGCCGGGCAAAGAAGAAGCAACAGCGCUCUGAGACCCCAUCGGAAGCCGGUGACUCUGCGCGUGAGAGCGAAUCUCCCGCACCACAAAGCGACAGCAAUAACGAAGCACAGGCGGUCAAGCCCGCGAACCUUCUCACCGUUGACGACAUCGCAAACCAAUACGACCUUGACGACCCCGUGUUUGAGGAAUACAAGAGCGUCUUCGAAAAGUUCAGGGAGCCGACAGAGGAGGAGGCGGCGACCAAGGACGAGGAGAAGCCAGAAAUCUAUCUCUCCGACGACGACAUCCCUGACGAGGACGAGGACGAUGGCAAGCCCAAGCUUUCCAAGAAGCAGAGGAAGCAGAUGAACAAGUUGUCGGUCGCGCAGCUCAAGUCGUUGGUUCCCAGGCCUGAGUUGGUCGAGUGGACAGAUGUGUCAUCCUCCAAUCCCCAGUUGCUAAUCUCGAUCAAGGGAGCGAAGAAUGUCAUACCAGUUCCGACCCACUGGUCGCUUAAACGCGAAUAUCUCUCGUCGAAACGGGGUAUCGAGAAGCCUCCGUUCGCCCUGCCCAAGUUUAUCCAGGAGACAGGCAUUGCAGAGAUGCGAGAUGCGGUUUUGGAGAAGCAAGCAGACAUGACGAUGAGGCAAAAGCAGCGAGAACGCGUGCAAGGAAAGCUCGGCAAGCUCGAUAUCGACUACGCGAAAUUAUACGAUGCCUUCUUCAGGCGACAAACGAAGCCAGAGUUGACGCGAUAUGGCGAGGUCUACUACGAGGGCAAGGAGUUCGAGACCAAUCUGGUGAAUCUCAAGCCCGGUGAGCUGAGUGAGGAGCUCCGAGAGGCACUCGGAAUGGCCCCAGGCCAUCCGCCACCUUGGCUCAUCAACAUGCAGCGAUUCGGCCCUCCACCAUCCUACCCCAACAUGCGCGUCCCUGGCGUAAACGCACCUAUCCCACCUGGCUCUUCUUGGGGGUUCCAGCCUGGCCAGUGGGGCAAGCCUCCCAUCGACGAUGCUGGUAAGCCACAGUUUGGAGGCGAUCUUUACGGGACAGCCAUAUUGGAAGAGCAGCAGCAACCAACACACGUCGGUGAGCCUGUAGAGCGCGGUAUCUGGGGAGCACUACGAGCCGAGGGCGAGAGCGAAGACGAGGAAAGUGACGAAGAAGAGGAGGAUGAGGACGAGGACGAGGAGGAAGGUGACGAAGACGCGUCUGGUAUUCAGACAUCGAUGACAACAGCAUCCGCCAUGCCAUCAGAGAUUGGAGGUGCAGAGAGUAUCGGUGGAGAAUUCCAGCUCCGAAAGCAGCGGAAAGGAAUCGAGACGGAAGAGCCAGGCGUCCCACGCAGCGCAGGUACAGUGCUUCCCGAAAAGAAUAUUUCGGUGACUGGGUUCUUCGGCGGCGAGCACGCUUAUGAUCUUGACGCAGCUAGGCGCGAUGCGCUCGGCAACGCACAGAGGAAGCGCAAGGCUGGGGACAUUGACGUCUCUGUCGACGUCGACCAGUUGGCAGAUAGCGAUAAGCUUGACAAGGACGCGCUAAAGAAAGAGUAUGAGUCAAGGCAAAGAGCCGAAGCACAAGGGCAAUGGCAGAGUAUCGAUCAAGAUGACUUGGCGGACAUGAUCAAUCAGGAGAGUAGGAAGCGUGCGAAGAGGGAGGAUGAGCGAAAGACCAAGCGCUAG